Messenger RNA from Notolabrus celidotus (New Zealand spotty), 1017 nucleotides. RefSeq names its product lens intrinsic membrane protein 2.3 (gene lim2.3). The coding region runs from base 343 to 864 and encodes 173 amino acids. The transcript is spliced from 5 exons. Gene Ontology annotation, cellular component: plasma membrane. Lineage: Eukaryota; Metazoa; Chordata; Actinopteri; Labriformes; Labridae. The record is from RefSeq and is a predicted model, not a curated record. Gene Ontology annotation, molecular function: structural constituent of eye lens.
GCCAGGCUUGUUUUAGGCCCUGAGUGUACUGUGUGUGGCUGUGCAGCGUUUUGAAUGAAAAGCUCUGUGUCAUCAGUAUAACAGAGACGUGCGCAGCGCUUUAACAGUUUUGUAUUUUCAGCAGAUUCCCUAAAACACAAAACUCAUCCUCUGUGAUUGGUUGUGGCUCAGCAUGCUUCAUUGUUCCGGCGGGCCGUUUGUUCGCUCGGUUUCCUACGCACAAACAAAACUUUCCUGCCACACACGGCAAUAUUGGGCUCCUCUGUGGUUACACAACCCGAAAUAUUGGAAUCUCUGACUUUUUCUGAGGGUAAAAAGAUAAAGUCAGUGUUGUUUGGCAGGAUGUACAGCUUCAUGGGAGGUGGGUUGUUCUGCGCCGGAGUCGGGAACAUACUCCUCAUUGUUUCCACAGCAACUGACUACUGGAUGCAAUACCGUCACUCCAGCAAUUACAUGCACCAGGGCCUGUGGCGGUACUGUGUGCCUGGGAAAUGCAUGACACACACAGACAGCAUCGCGUACUGGGAUGCCACCCGGGCCUUCAUGAUCCUCUCCCUGCUGGCUUGUUUCAUCGGCAUUGUGAUCGGGGUCAUGGCCUUCAUCCACUACUCCUCCUUUGACGGGUUUGACAAGACGUUUGCAGCCGGCAUCCUCUUCUUCAUCUCCUGCUUCUUUGUGUUGCUGGCCAUGGCUGUAUACACAGGAGUGACAGUGAACUACUAUGGUAAACGCUAUGGCAGCUGGCGGUUCUCCUGGUCCUACAUAAUGGGCUGGGUGGCUGUGGUGCUCACAUUCUUCUCAGGUAUCUUCUACAUGUGUGCCUACCGGAUGCAUGAAUGCCCAAGAAACUCUAACUCACGCUGACCUGACAAAAAGCUGCAGAACACAAAAACACAAGCACACACCAGCACGGGUCCAUUAAAACGGCCAAGAGGAACCAAUCAAUGAACUUUACAACCGCUUCCUGUUAUCAUAAAUAUUCAUGAAUAAGCAAAAUAAAUGAGAACAGAAGAAUUA